CUAGUGCUGAGGACUCUACUUUUCCAGUGUGGCUCUCUGAUGGAGUUUGUUGCAGAGAGGUUCCCGACGUUGAGGCUAGCCUGCUCUACCCCUUCCUAAACACCAAGAUAUGAUUGGCGGUGAAUGUGGGAGCUGUGCAACGGAGGGACAUGGAGAGGUCGAGUAGUGAUGAAACAUCCAUACCCCGGAGCCUGUCAAUGGAGAGCAGGGUCUCCGACGCCGGGCAGCCGUCCCACUCGGCCCAGCAGUUCGGCACUGGCUUUACUGCGGCCGCUUUCUACGGCAACUCCAGCUCCCAUCCCAGGGGACUGAUCGACCUGGGUGUAAAGAAUGACAAGUACACAGCCCCCAAAGGCAGCAAGUAUGUGGUGUUUUACCUGGACCUCUCGUUUGUUUUCCUCUUAGAGUUCCGGAGCUGCAGCAUGGCCAGUGGCUGCGUGUGUUGUCUCAAGUAUCUGAUGUUUGUUUUCAACCUCAUCUUCUGGCUAUGUGGCUGUGGGCUCCUGGGGGUAGGAAUCUGGCUGUCGGCCACACAGGGAAACUUCGCCGUCCUGGCUCCCAGCCUGCCCUCAUUGUCCGCUGCCAACCUGGUCAUCGCCAUCGGCACCAUCGUCAUGGUGGUCGGCUUCCUGGGCUGUCUCGGAUCCAUCAAAGAAAACAAGUGCCUACUCCUCAGUUUUUUCAUUAUCCUGUUGACUAUUUUCUUAAUGGAGAUGAUCCUCGUCAUUCUGUUCUUCGUCUACAAGACAGAGGUGGCAGAAUACGCCCGCGAGGACCUAAAGUCAGGGCUGUCACUCUACAACUCAAACGGUAAUAUCGGCCUGACCAACGCCUGGAACAUCAUUCAGAACGAGUACGAGUGUUGUGGAGUAGACAAUGCCACUGACUGGCUGGCCAAAGGGGCGACUGCAGUUCCAGACUCCUGUUGUCAGGAGUACAGUCAGAAUUGUGGGCAGAACAAUCCCAGCAACUGGUUCACCAAGGGUUGCUAUGAUAAGAUCGAGGCCUUUGUUGAACAGCAGACGGUCGUUCUCAGCUCAGUUGGGAUGUGCAUCGUGUUGAUCCAGAUUCUUGGAAUGGUUUUCUCAAUGAUCCUGUUUCAUCAGAUCUCCAGAGGUGGUAAAAAGUACAAGGCCUAGUCUGGUCUGGUGUGCACAGGGGUCAUGGCUUCAGCAGCUGUGAGUGUUGUCCUCACCCCUCACCCCUCAGCCUCACUGCUGCUUCAGCAGCGCCAUCCUUCUCUUUUGCCAAAGAAUAUUUUGAGCUCUGUCUUCUUCCGUAUGACGCCGUGACUGUGGUCAGUCACGUUCCAAACCUAGGUCACUGAGUCCACCUCUUCUGUCUGCCACAAAACCCGUGGGGUUCUCUAUGCACGCCCGCAAAGAAAUCCCACUGCUGGAUGUGAGACUGGCCACCGCUCUUGGUUCUGCACUGGCCUGCUGGUGCCCGUGUUGCUCUCGGCCUGUUUCAGAAGCCAGAGUGUCCCGGCAUCGGGCGGCUUGUCCAUUGCAGGCAGGAGGGAGACGACUCUGCGGCCAAUCAUCCAGAACACAGCCCAGCAGAGACACCGAGUGGAACUACUUCAGAAAGGGGAUCCGGUGGGGUGAGGGUUCAUUCUGUGCUGGUGGUCCAAUCUCCUGCUCCAAACCUGAAGAAUGCCGGGGGUGAGGGUUCAUUCUACGCUGGUGGCCAAGGAGGCCCAUUUUCUUGCUCUAAACCUGAUCAAACAACUGGUUGCAUCUGUCUCUGAGGUCGGUCAGGUCAACACAUCUGAUCAGUGGGUCACUUUUUACAAAUAAAUGAGCAACUUUUUUAAAGGUA
This is a messenger RNA of Mobula hypostoma (lesser devil ray), 1821 nucleotides long. Its product is annotated as tetraspanin-9-like. Gene Ontology annotation, cellular component: plasma membrane. The record is from RefSeq and is a predicted model, not a curated record. The coding region runs from base 150 to 1139 and encodes 329 amino acids. NCBI's taxonomy places the organism in Eukaryota, Metazoa, Chordata, Chondrichthyes, Myliobatiformes, Myliobatidae. The transcript is spliced from 7 exons.